AUGCAGACCCCUCCAAAGGAAACUGCUAUGGAAAGCAGUGGGCCAAAGGUUUUGGAAACAGCAGAAGAAAUCCAGCACAGGAGACAGGAGGUCUUGGACCGGUACCAGAGGUUCAAAUAUCGGGUUGUUGAGAGGGGUCAGAAGCUUGAAGAGUCUUAUCAAUACCAAGUUUUCAGAAGAGAUGCAGAUGACCUGGAGAAAUGGAUCAUGGAGAAACUUGAGAUUGCAAAGGACAAGUCGUAUGAACCCACUAAUAUACAGGGAAAGUACCAAAAGCAUGAAUCCUUUGUAGCAGAGGUGCAAGCAAAAUCAAAGGUUCUACCUGGUCUUGAAGCAAUCAGGGAAACUCGAAUCGCUGAAGAUCAUUUUGCCCAUGAAGACACCAAAACCCAUCUGGAGGAGCUGCAUCGUCUGUGGGACCUGCUUUGGGAGCUGACACAAGAGAAAAGCGACCUGCUGCUGCAGGCACUGAAGUUCUAUCAGUACUCACAGGACUGUGAAGACAUCUUGGAGUGGAUCAAAGAGAAGGAGGCUAUAGUGACAUUAGUGGAGCUAGGCGAUGACUGGGAGCGAACAGAAGUUCUACAUAAGAAGUUUGAAGAGUUUCAGGAAGAACUGACAGCUCGGAAGGGGAAAGUGGACAGAGUCAACCAAUAUGCGAAUGAGUGUGCUGAGAAGAAACAUCCUAAGCUGCCUGAGAUAAAGGCAAAGCAGGAUGAAGUCAAUGCUGCCUGGGAGCGGCUCUGUCAUCUGGCUCUCAAGAGACAAGAAAGUCUGUCAAAUGCUGCAAAUCUCCAACGAUUCAAAAGGGACGUGACAGAAGCCAUUCAGUGGAUGGAAGAGAAGGAGCCGCUACUCACCUCUGAGGACUAUGGCAAAGAUCUCGUUAGCUCUGAGGCCCUGUUUCACAGUCACAAGGGACUUGAGAGGAGUCUUGCAGUCAUGGAUGACAAGGUAAAGGAGUUAUGCGCUAAAGCAUACAAGCUGAUGACUUCGCACCCCGAGGAUGCGCCUCAGAUUCAGCAGAUGAAAGAGGAUCUGAUUUCCAACUGGGAACGCAUUCGUGCUUUGGCUACUACCAGAUUUGAGAAGCUGAAGGCUUCUUAUGGGUACCAUCGGUUCUUAUCUGACUAUGAUGAGCUCUCAGGCUGGAUGAACGAAAAGACUGCUCUGAUCAAUGCUGAUGAGCUGCCAACAGAUGUGGCCAGUGGGGAAGCCCUGCUAGCCAGGCACCAGCAGCAUAAGCAUGAGAUUGACUCUUAUGAUGACCGAUUUCAAUCUGCCGAUAUGACUGGUCAAGAGCUGCUGGAUGGCAAUCAUGAAGCCUCUGAGGAAAUUCGAGAGAAAAUGACAGCACUUGCUAACGCCUGGGCUGCCCUGCUGGAGCUGUGGGACAAGCGUCAACAUCAGUACUGCCAGUGUCUGGAUUUUCACCUCUUCUACCGAGACAGUGAACAAGUGGAUAGUUGGAUGAGCAGACAAGAGGCCUUCCUAGAAAACGAGGACCUGGGAAACUCACUGGGAAGUGCUGAAGCCCUUCUUCAGAAACAUGAUGACUUUAAGGAAGCCUUCACUGCGCAGGAAGAGAAGAUCAUAACUUUAGAUGAGACUGCAACCAAGCUGAUAGACAAUGACCAUUACGAUUCUGAGAACAUCGCUGCUAUCCGUGAUGGGUUGUUGGCCCGGCGUGAUGUCCUCCGUGAAAGGGCUGCCAUUAGAAGAAAACUGCUCACAGAUUCAGUGCUUCUUCAGCAACUGUAUGAAGACUCAGAUGACCUAAAAACUUGGAUCAACAAGAAGAAAAAGUUGGCAGAUGAUGAAGAUUACAAGGAUAUACAGAACUUGAAGAGCCGUGUUCAGAAGCAGCAGGACUUUGAAAAGGAAUUGGCAGCUAAUGAAAUUAUGCUUAACAAAUUGGAGAAAACUGGUCAGGAGAUGAUUGAGAGUGACCACUAUGCCUCAGAAGCUGUGGCCACACGUAUGAGUGAGGUUGCCAGUCUCUGGAAGGAGCUGCUGGAGGCAACAGCACAGAAAGGGACCCAGUUGUAUGAAGCUAAUCAGCAGCUACAGUUCGAAAACAAUGCUGAAGACCUGAAGCGCUGGCUGGAGGAGGCCAAGCAGCAGGUUUCCUCUGAGGAUUAUGGGAAAGGACUAGCUGAUGUACAGAAUCUACUCAGGAAGCACGGCCUCCUGGAGUCGGCUGUGACUGAUCGUCAGGAUCAAGUGGACACCCUCACAGACAUGGCUGCACACUUUGAAGAAAUAGCCCAUCCCAACGCUGGGGACAUGCGUGCAAGGCAAGAAUCCUUGGUGUCCAAGUUUGAAGCUUUGAAAAAGCCACUGGCUACUCGGAAGAAGAAGCUCAUUGACCUGCUCCGUCUACAGCAGAUUUGCAGAGACUCAGAAGAUGAGGAGGCGUGGAUCCAGGAGACGGAGCCCUCAGCCACCUCCACCUUUCUUGGCAAGGACUUGGUGGCAGCCAAGAAUCUUCUGAACAGACAUGAAGUCAUCUUGGCAGACAUUGCCAGCCAUGAGCCACGCAUCCAAGUGAUAACAGAAAGGGGGAACAAAAUGGUAGAGGAAGGACACUUUGCUGCAGAAGACAUAGCCUCUAGGGUUGGGAGCUUGAACAAGAACAUGGAGUCUCUCCAUGCUCGAGCCACUAGGCGGCAGAAUGCCCUGGAGGCCAAUGUCCAGCUCCAGCAGUACCUGGCAGAUCUGCAUGAAGCAGAAUCCUGGAUUAAAGAGAAAGAACCCAUCGUAGACAACACAAACUACGGAGCUGAUGAGGAAGCCUCUGGGGCCCUUCUCAAGAAGCAUGAGGCCUUCCUGGUGGAUCUAGAUGCAUUUGGGAAUAGCAUGAACACUCUACGAGAUCAGGCCGAAGCCUGCCAGCAACAGCAGGCUGCACCAGUGGAUGAGGCUGCUCAAGAAGUUAAGGUUAUAGUUGUAGCUGACUUCCAAGCCAGCAACCCCAGAGAAGUCACCGUGAAGAAGAAUGAUGUCUUAACUCUGCUCAGUUCCAUCAACGAGAAAUGGUGCAAGGUUGAAGCUGAUGAUCAGCAGGGCUUUGUUCCAAAGAAGCACGUCCAAAAAUUGACCCAAAAAGAUCUCGCAGAGCUCCCACCGCGCCGGCUAGAAGAGCCAGUCAACAUUGCCCAGUGCCAGCAGCAGAUCGAAGAUUUGUACCGCUCCCUCCUGGAUCGGGCAGAAGUACGCAGACGUCAUUUGCUGCAACGUUACAAUGAGUUUCUGCUGGCCUAUGAGGCAGGGGACAUGCUGGACUGGAUCCAAGAGAAAAAGGCAGAAAACACUGGGCUACAGCUAGAUGAUGUCUGGGAACUGCAAAAACAGUUCGAUGAGUUCCAAAGGGAUCUGAAGACAAAUGAGCCUCGUCUAAAGGACAUCAACAAGGUGGCUGAUGAACUGCUGUUUGAAGAUCUCCUGACUCCAGAAGGAGCUCACAUCCGACAGGAGCUGAAUACCCGCUGGCAUUCUUUGAAGAGGCUGGCAGAUGAACAGCAUCAGCUGCUAAGCAGUGCCCAUGCUGUUGAGAUGUUUCACAGGGAAGCAGAUGAUAUCAAGGAACAGAUUGAUAAGAAGUGUAGGGCUCUUAGUGCUGCUGACCCUGGUUCUGACUUGCUCAGUGUUCAGGCCCUCCAGCGGCAGCAUGAAGUCUUUGAGAGAGACAUUAUACCUCUGGGAGAAAAGGUGACUGUAUUGGGAGAGACAGCUGAGCGUCUCUGUGAGUCCCACCCAGAUGCCACUGAAGAUCUGCAGAAACAGCGAACAGAGCUGAAUGAAGCCUGGGCUGUCCUGCAGAGUCUCACAAAUGAUCGUAAGGAAAGCCUGAACGAGGCUCAGAAAUUCUACCAAUUCCUCAGCAAAGCCAGUGACCUAGAUAAUUGGAUGAAAGGCAUUGGUGGCAUGAUAUCAUCACCUGAGCUGGCCGAGGACUUAACUGGCACAGAGAUCUUGCUGGAACGACACCAGGAGCAUCAUGCUGACAUGCAGGCAGAAGCACCCACCUUCCAGGCCUUAGAAGAUUUUGGAACAGAACUUAUAGAUAGAGGACACUGUAACAGCCCUGACAUUGAAAACACACUUCAAACUGUUAAACUAAAGAGAGAUGAUUUGGAGAAGGAUUGGGAAAAACGCAAGAAGAUGCUAGACCAAUGUCUAGAACUCCAGUUUUUCCGAGGGAACUGUGAACAGCUGGAGAGCUGGAUGGUGGCACGUGAAAAUUCCCUGAGGUCAGAUGACAGGGAUUACUUAAACAGUCUGCAGGCUUUGAUGAAGAAACGUGAUGAUUUAAACAAAGCAAUUGCUACCCAGGAAGGGAAGAUUGCUGACCUAGAGCAUUUUGCUGCUCGACUCAUAGAUGAGGACCAUUAUGCCAAAGAAGAGAUUGCUGCUCAGCUCCAGCGGGUGCUAGACAGAUGGAAGGCUCUCAAAGAACAACUGCUUGCUGAACUGGGAAAGCUUGGGGACUAUGCGGACCUGAAACAGUUCUAUCGGGACUUUGAGGAGCUGGAGGAAUGGAUGGAUGAGAUGCUGCCCACAGCCUGUGAUGAAUCUUACAAAGACCCCACUAACAUUCAGAGGAAAUACCUAAAACACCAGACCUUUGAAAAUGAAGUCAAUGGUCGUGCAGAUCAGGUGCAAGGAGUCAUCAGUCUGGGGAAGUCCCUAAUUGAGCGCAGGGCAUGUGAUGGUGAUGAAGAGAACGUGAAGGACCAACUGGACAAGCUAAAGGAGAAGUGGGAGUAUCUCCUUGAGAGAACAACUGACAAAGGGCAGAAGCUCAAUGAGGCUAGUCGCCAGCAAAGGUUCAACACAAGCAUCCGGGACUUUGAAUUCUGGCUUUCAGAGGCAGAAGGGCUGCUGGCCAUGAAAGAUCAGGCCAGGGACUUAGCUUCAGCUGGAAACCUGCUUAAGAAGCAUCAGUUACUGGAAGCAGAGAUGUUGGCUCGAGAGGACCCUCUCAAAGACCUGAAUAAUUUGGCUAAAGAACUGAUCUCCAGUGGGACUUUCAACAUUGACCAGAUAGAAAAGAAAAUGGAUGGAGUCAAUGAACGUUUCCAGAAUGUCCAGAGCUUGGCAGCUGCACAUCAUGAGAAACUGAAAGAGGCCUAUGCUCUGUUCCAGUUCUUUCAGGACCUGGAUGAUGAGGAAGCCUGGAUAGAGGAGAAAUUGCUACGAGUGAGCUCCCAAGACUAUGGGAGGGAUCUUCAGGGUGUCCAGAACUUACUGAAAAAGCACAGGCGCCUAGAGGGGGAGCUAGUAGCACAUGAACCUGCAGUCCAGAAUGUGUUGGACAUGGCAGAGAGGCUGAGAGACAAGGCUGCCAUGGGGCAAGAGGAGAUCCAGGAACGACUGGCUCAGUUUGUCCAGCACUGGGAGAAACUCAAAGAGCUGGCCAAGGCUCGAGGGGUGCAGUUGGAAGAGUCUUUGCAGUACCUGCAAUUCAUGGAGAAUGCUGAGGAAGAGGAAGCGUGGAUAGGUGAAAAGGAUGCUAUGGUCACCCGUGGGGACUCUGGAGACACACUGGCUGCUACGCAGAGUUUGCUGAAGAAGCAUGAAGCUUUGGAGAAUGACUUUGUUGUCCAUGAGACCCGGGUUCAAAAUGUGUGUGCACAAGGAGAAGACAUUCUUUGUAAGGAGGAAACUCAGAACAAGGAGAAGAUUUCUGCCAAGAUCCAGGCUCUGAAUGAAAAGGCACCUUCUCUGGCUAAGGCAAUAGCUGCUUGGAAGUUGCAACUGGAAGAUGAUCAUGCCUUUCAGAAGUUUAACUGGAAAGCUGACGUGGUGGAGUCCUGGAUAGGUGAUAAGGAAGCAAGCCUAAAGAACAAGAUCAAUGGUGCAGACCUUCCUGCUUUCCUUACACUCCUGGCAAAGCAGGACACACUGGAUGCCAGCCUUCAGAGCUUCCAGCAAGAGCAGCUUUCUGAGAUCACUGACCUCAAGGACCAGCUGGUGGCUGCAGAGCACAGUCAGACCAAAGCCAUUGAGGAGCGUUAUGCAGCCCUGAUGAGGCGCUGGGAGCAGCUCCUGGAGGCCUCUGCAGCUCACAGGCAGGAACUGCUGGAGAAGCAGCUGCCUUUACAGAAGGCUGAGGAGCUAUUCAUGGAAUUUGCACACAAAGCAUCAGCUUUUAACAACUGGUGUGAGAAUGCUGAAGAGGACCUGUCAGAGCCAGUGCACUGUGUCUCUCUGAAUGAGAUUCGGCAGCUGCAGAAGGAGCACGAGGCCUUCUUGGCCUCUCUGGCUGUGGCUCAGGAGGACUUCAACUAUUUAUUGGAGCUAGACCAGCAGAUUAAAGCUUUAAAUAUGCCCUCCAGUCCUUACACCUGGCUAACAGUGGAGGUGCUAGAAAGAAUCUGGAAGCACCUGCCUGAGGUCAUCAAGGAACGGGAGCAGGAGCUCCAAAAGGAAGAGGCAAGACAGAUCAAGAACUUUGAAAUGUGCCAGGAGUUUGAACAGAAUGCCAGUGCCUUCCUUCAAUGGGUCCUGGAAACCAGGNNNUAUUUUCUGGAUGGAUCUUUGCUCAAAGAAACAGGGACUCUGGAAUCCCAAUUGGAAGCAAAUAAAAGGAAACAGAAGGAGAUCCAGGCAAUGAAGCGUCAGCUGACCAAGAUUGAGGAUCUGGGGGACAACAUGGAAGAGGCUCUGAUCCUCGAUAUCAAAUACAGCACUAUUGGACUGGCCCAGCAGUGGGAUCAGCUGCACCAGCUGGGGAUGAGGAUGCAACACAAUCUGGAACAACAAAUCCAGGCCAAGGACACCAUAGGUGUGAGUGAGGAGACACUGAAGGAGUUUAGCACCACAUACAAACACUUUGAUGAGAAUCUGACAGGGCGCUUGACUCAUACAGAGUUCCGGUCGUGCCUGAGAGGGCUCAAUUACUACUUGCCCAUGGUUGAGGAGGGUGAACCUGAACCCAAGUUUGAGAAGUUCCUGAAUGCUGUGGAUCCAGGGAGGAAGGGCUAUGUCUCUCUGGAGGAUUACACAUCAUUCCUGAUUGACAAGGAGUCAGAGAACAUCAAGACCAGUGAUGACAUAGAGAGUGGCUUCCAAGCCCUGGCGGAGGGCAAGGCUUAUAUUACCAAAGAGGACAUGAAGCAGGCUCUAACCCCAGAACAAGUGUCAUUCUGCACCAUACAUAUGCAGCAAUACACGGACCCCCGAGGUCGAAGCCAGCCUGCUGGCUAUGACUAUGUUGGCUUCACCAACUCAUUCUUUGGAAAAUGA
Molecule: messenger RNA, 7251 nt
Organism: Nannospalax galili (Upper Galilee mountains blind mole rat)
Lineage: Eukaryota; Metazoa; Chordata; Mammalia; Rodentia; Spalacidae
Gene: Spta1
Product: spectrin alpha, erythrocytic 1
Exons: 52
Coding region: 1-7251 (2416 amino acids)
Biological process (GO): actin cytoskeleton organization
Cellular component (GO): cell junction; plasma membrane; cell projection
Molecular function (GO): calcium ion binding; actin filament binding
Source: RefSeq, a predicted model, not a curated record